Molecule: messenger RNA, 2004 nt
Organism: Tribolium madens (black flour beetle)
Lineage: Eukaryota; Metazoa; Arthropoda; Insecta; Coleoptera; Tenebrionidae
Gene: Stip1
Product: stress-induced-phosphoprotein 1
Exons: 3
Coding region: 142-1776 (544 amino acids)
Molecular function (GO): Hsp90 protein binding
Source: RefSeq, a predicted model, not a curated record
UCAAAAAAAUGUGUACUUCUUUUUGACAGAACAAGUGGUGGGGGAAUCUUCAAUGACUGGAAACUUCUCGAAUAAGAAUCCUCGAGAAUAAAAAGUAACGUGUUGAAAACGUGUUUUUGUGAUUAUUAAAGUGCCGGUCAAAUGGAUCAAGUCGCUGUUUUGAAAGAUAAAGGCAAUGCCGCAUUGGCCGCCAACAACUUCGAAGAGGCUAUCAAACAUUACACCGAAGCCAUCAAACUGGACCCCACAAACCACGUGUUGUACUCAAACCGCUCCGCUGCAUAUGCCAAAGCCAACAAACAUGAGCCUGCUCUCGAAGACGCCAACAAAACGGUCGAAUUGAAACCCGAUUGGACUAAAGGUUACUCGCGAAAAGGGGCUGCUUUGGCUUACUUGGGCCGUCUUGAUGACGCCAUCGCUACGUACGAAAAGGGCCUCCAGAUCGAGCCCACCAACGUGCAGUUGCAAGAAGGGCUCAAGGAAGUGCAAUCCCAGAAAACCACCUCUCGUUUCCCUAACCCCUUCAACCGGCCCGACCUCAUGGACAAGCUGCGGAGUGACCCCCGGACCAGACCCCUGCUAGAUGACCCCAAUUACGUCGCUACGCUUCAUAUGCUCAGAGCCAAUCCGAAUCUUCUAGGCCAAAAACUCCAAGACCCCAAUAUCUUGACCACUUUGAGUGUCCUAAUUGGGAUUGAUCCAGGGGAAGAACCGAUGGAGACUGAACCCGUUUAUACCCCUCCGCCCAAAAAACCCGAACCUAAAUUUGAACCCAAAAAAGAACCAGAACCUGAUUUACCCGAAAAUAAGAAGCUCGCCAAAGCUGAGAAGGAACAAGGGAACGAAUUUUACAAGAAGAAGAAUUUUGAAAAAGCCAUCGAGCAUUAUAAUAAAGCUAUAGAACACGAUCCAACUGAUAUUACGUUUUAUAAUAAUUUGGCGGCGGUUUUUUUUGAAGAAAAGGAUUAUGAUAGAUGUAUUAAAGAGUGUGAGAAAGCUAUAGAAAUAGGAAGGGAGAAUAGGGCCGAUUUUAAAUUAAUCGCAAAGUCGUUUCUUAGGAUUGGUAAUGCGUAUAAGAGACUGAAGAAUUAUCAACAGGCGAAAAUUUACUACGAAAAGUCAAUGUCUGAACAUAGGACGCCUGAAAUUAAGACGCUGUUGUCCGAUGUUGAGAAGAUUAUCAAAGAGGAAGAACGGAAAGCUUACGUUAAUCCGGAAUUAGCAGAAAAAGAAAAAGAAAUUGGUAAUGAAUUAUUCAAGAAAGGUGACUACGCCACUGCCGUUAAACACUACACCGAAGCCAUCAAACGCAACCCAGAAGACGCCAAGCUGUACAGUAACCGUGCUGCCUGUUAUACAAAAUUAGCUGCCUUCGACCUGGGUUUAAAAGACUGUGAAAAAUGCGUCGAACUCGAUCCGAAAUUCAUCAAAGGGUGGAUCCGAAAAGGACACAUUUUGCAAGGAAUGCAACAACCGACUAAAGCUAUGUCCGCUUUCCAAAAAGCACUGGAAAUCGAUCCGAAUAACGCCGAAGCCAUCAAUGGAUACAGAGCAUGCAGUAUAGAAAAUGCGAGCGGGUCAGGUGAUCCGGAAAAGAUAAGACAGCGUGCCAUGGCCGAUCCGGAAGUGCAGUCGAUUUUGAGAGAUCCAGCGAUGAGGAUGAUUUUGGAACAAAUGCAAAAUGAUCCGAGAGCUUUGCAAGAUCAUUUAAAGAAUCCUGAUAUAGCAGCGAAAAUACAGAAGUUGUUGGAGUCGGGGCUUAUUGCUAUCCAUUAAUAAUUUUUGUGUGCUCUGAAUAUGUUUGUAUUGCUGCAUUUAGGAUGGUUGCAGUAUCUUUUUACUUAGCUUAAACAUUUUAAGUAAUAAAUUUACGUUUUUAAAGCACAAUUUAUUUACUUACCAACAAGUCUGAUUCAAGGUGCCCUCUAUAUACUUGUUUCAACUAAGAUAAUUCUUGUACUUUUAAUUUCUUAUGUAAUCAUCAAAGUAAAGCUUUUAGAUGUU